GGUCUCUCUACCUGUCCCUCGCGCGCCGGAGCAGUUGAAAACAUCCUCGCGCUCGGGAGAAGAUCCAAGAUUUGGAAAGAGAAGAGGAAGGGAGACAUCACAGACUCUGCUCCACAACCAUGCAGAUACUUGGGCUCCCUUUUUUGCUGGUAUGCCUCAUUUGGGGCCACUCCUGCGUUAUCGGCGGAAAAGUCAACAAGCACAAGCCGUGGAUAGAAACAUCGUACCAUGGCGUGAUCACAGAGAACAUGGACACGGUGCUGCUGGACCCUCCGCUGGUGGCUCUAGACAAGGAUGCCCCGGUCCCCUAUGCUGGGGAGAUUUGCUUCUUUAAGAUCUAUGGUCAGGAUGCUCCCUUUGAGGCUGUGGUGUUGAACCGCACCUCAGGGGAGGGGGUCCUGCGGGCCAGCAGCCCUGUGGACUGUGAGAGCCAGAAAGAGUACACCUUCAUCAUCCAGGCCUACGACUGCGGGGCCGGACCCAGCGGAGCUGACUGGAAGAAAUCCCACAAGGCGGUGGUUCACAUCCAGGUGGAUGACGUCAAUGAAUUCAGCCCCGUGUUUCGGGAGCCACUGUACAAGGCAUCUGUUACAGAGGGCAAAAUCUAUGACAGCAUUUUGCAGGUAGAAGCUUGGGACCAAGACUGUUCACCACAGUACAGCCAGAUCUGCAUCUAUGAGAUUGUCACUGCAGGGACGCCAUUUGCUAUCGACCGCAAUGGUAACAUCAGAAACACAGAGCGGCUGAGCUAUGACAAGCAGAAGAGCUACACCAUUAUGGUGACGGCCUUUGACUGUGGUCAGAAGAGAGCAAAGGAGGAUGUGGCUGUGCAUAUUGAUGUCAAACCUGUCUGCAAACCUGGAUGGCAAGGUUGGAACAAGCGGGUGGACUAUGAGCCAGGGACUGGAAGCAGACAGCUGUUUCCCAAGAUGCACUUGGAAACAUGCGGGGGUCUCCUGUCUGGAGUGAAAGCAAUGGUAGAGCUCCAGACCAAUCACAUCGGGAAGGGCUGUGAUCGGGAAACAUACACUGAGAAGUCUCUGCAAAAGCUGUGCGGAGCAGCAUCGGGCAGCACAGACCUACUUCCUGCCUCCAGCCCUGCCACAAACUGGACAGUGUCUCUGCUGACUGACAGCAGCCGUGACAGCGAUCUCAUCUACAGGUUCGAGGGACGUCAGGCUGCUAAUGUCCCGGACCACGUGGUGCCCCAAAACCUGACAGACCAGUUCACCAUAGCAACAUGGAUGAAACACGGUCCCAGUCCGGGCCUCAGAGCUGAGAAGGAAACCUUACUGUGUAACUCCGACAAGACUGAGAUGAACCGCCAUCAUUACUCUCUGUAUGUCCACAACUGCCGCCUGGUGUUCCUGCUCAGAAGAGAUUUCACCCAGGUGGACACUUUCAGACCCGCCGAGUUCCACUGGAAACUGGAGCAGAUUUGUGACAAGGAAUGGCACUAUUAUGUGAUCAACGUGGAGUUCCCUGCAGUGACACUAUUUGUGGAUGGUGUUACCUAUGAACCCUAUCUGGUGACGGAUGACUGGCCGAUCCACACAGCAAAGAUUGAUACGCAGCUGACUGUGGGCGCCUGCUGGCAAGGGGGUGAGGUAGGGACCCCGAGGUUCACCCAGUAUUUCCGUGGCAGCCUGUCAGGUCUAACAAUCCGACCGGGCCGCAUCGAAACCCAGAAGGUUAUUUCCUGUCUGCAGGCCUGCAAAGAAGGCCUUGAUAUUAACUCCCUCGAAAGCCUCGCCAAGGACAUCAAGUUCCAUUUUAACCCUGCUCAGUCCGUGCUGGUGGUUGAGGGAGAGGAUCUGGACAGCAUCAACACAGCCAUGACGAAGGUCUCCUACAUUAACUCUCGCCAGUUCCCUACAUCGGGCCUGCGACGGCUACACAUCACCACCACAGUACAGUGUUUCGGUGAGGACACUUGUCUCUCCAUCCCAGACAUCAAGUCAGUGGUUAUGGUCCUGCCGCCUAGUGAACCGAGAAUCACCAUCUCAGGAUCUAAUCGUCUCGUCAGGCCUGCCGCUGACCUGCGGGGUCCGCUGGGUGUGGCCCCCUUCAAAGAGCUUCACAUCACCAGCACAGUGAUGAAGGGAGACAGCUUCGGAGGAUCUCGCAGACCAGGUGUGAUGGAGGUGAUGCACAACCUGGACUACUGCGACAUCCUGGUGAUUGGGGAAGAGCUGAAUCCUGAGAGAGAGAGUCUGGAGAUUCAUCACAGCGCUUUGUUGGGAAAACACCUGGAUGCCACCAACUCAACCUCUGGAAUGUCAAUAUAUGGUGUGGACUCCAUGGCCCACUACGAGCAGGCGCUGAGACAGGUGCGCUACAGGAACCAGAGACCUGUCACCCUGAGUGAGAGGAGGUUCAGACUCACCUGCUCUGAACUCAACGGACGUUACACCAGCAAUGAGUUCAACCUGGAGGUCAGUGUCCUUCACCACUCAGCACCUGUGGAGCAUGUCAAUCACAUGGCUGCCCAACCCCAGUUCAUGAGACCGGUCCAUCACCCUCUCAUGAUACACACUUUCAACUCACACAUGUCAGGAUCAGCGCCUCCAGCAGCCACAGCCGUUAUCGUGGUGUGUAUCGCCGCCCUGGUGGUGAUCGUGGUGAUCGGCGUGUACAGGAUCCAUGCCACACAUCAGGAGGGGUCCAGAGAGGAUGAAGAAGAGGUCAAAGAGACUGAAGAAGACUGGGACAACUCUGCACUCACCAUAACCGUCAACCCCAUGGAGAACAUCGGAGGAGCCAAGGCACAUGAUGAAGAGGUGAAAGAAGAGGAGCGUGAGGAGGAGGAGGAGGAGGAGGAAGAAGAGGAGGAGGAGGAACAGGUGGGAGGCAUGACGAGUGCCGAGUCAGACGAAAGUGAUGAAGAUGAAGAGGGGGGAGAGGAAGAAGAGAGAGAAAAGGUGGAAGAGAGGAAGCAGAAGGGAAAACUAGAGUGGGACAGUUCCUCCAUAACGUACUGACCACACACACAUAAACACAUAUCUGCACACUAAAACACACUUGACAUGCUCUGUCUCUCUCACACACACACACACACACACACACACACACACACACACACACACACACACACACACACACACACACACACAAACACAUGUUCAUGCUGACAUUACUUCGCGCACGCUACAGGUACACAGAAAGAAAAUCUCUGAUAAUAAUUUACAAUCUGUUGCUGGAACACACACUGAAUCUUCCCACGAUGUCAUUUCGAAUGACACGUCUCCCUCUGCUUAAGCACAGUUUCCUCAUUAUGUGGAGAAUUAGCUGAUAAAAUGAAUCUAAACUCUUGAAUUUAGUGACACAAACUCUCCGUUUCUUACAUUAACACAAAGGUAAUGUGGGCAUUGAUCCCGAUAUUUAAUAUGUGCAAUUUUCCUCAGAUUACUUUUAUAUUGUUUAUUUUAUAUUUUAAUCAGAUUGUCUGCAAACUGGUAAGCAGAGUGAUGUAUCCAUAUACAGUACAUGUGUUAAUGUAUCCAUAAACGUUUUAAAACAUAAUUCCUUUGGCCUUUAUAGUAGGUAUGACAUAGAUGAACCGUCUGUCAGUGUGUAUCCUCUGUUCUCAUAUUUAUCUCACAGCAUCCUGGAUAUGUGACCUCUUACAAUAAACACUGUACAUGAUUUAUAUACAAAGCAGAAAUAUUAACCGUCUAAUAUCGUCCCCCUUUAGUUUCUCAAAAGUAUUUGAAAGCUACGAUGGUUCAAUUUUUUAAAAAUACUCUUAGAAACAAAAGCUCUGUUUGUUUGCAUCUGUCUGUGUACCAAAUCUCUCCAUACUGUGGCCUAUUGUAGCUUUCAUUGUUAAACAAAAAUAGAAAAAUGUUGAACAAUUGUUUUUCAGGAGAAGAAAUAAUACAGAGAUGUUACCGUGUGUACCAUUAUCCCGUCUUCCCAUUCUGUCUAAUUCAUAGUGAGCCCUCUAUGCAAUUAUGGGCCCAGUACAAAGGACCAGUACACAGAAACAGGGGCACUCCAGUCACUGACUUUUUCCAACUAGAAAAAUGGCACCCUUUUCCAGCAUGACCCAAGAUGAUGUGUGCUUUUAAUGUUUCAUAUUCCACUUCCACAGAAUACUUUCAUUUUGUUUAUUUUUUAAUAACAGAUGGUUUGCAAAAUGAUGAGUUAUUAACAGGUUCAAGAAGAGGUAAACUUAACUGUUUAGGAACAAUACUGACAGAUGUUAGUGACAUGUGUUGCAAUACAAAACAAUAGCAUGGCAUCUCCUCCCAGUAUAGAGCUGAAGUGUUAAGGUUUUUAACUUCAGUUGUUUCUAACAGCUCUUCAGUCAAUCGGGACCAUUUCUUCGGGGAAAUGAAAAUGACAGGCUAGUCCUUACUGCAGAACAACUCUUAUCUCCUCAUUACUCACCCCAUACAUUAGUUAGCAAACCGCAUGUUUUUGGCCUUGUCCUUUUUCUCAUCACCUGAUAAGCAGGUGCCACUGCUUGUUACCUUGGAAACAUGGCUUUGGAUCCCAAGUAUGCAUGGAGAUAAGGUGGCAAACUUUUGAGGAUAAAAUAAUUGUGUUCUUAAAUGUUGUAAAACUUGUCUAACACUAUCUCACAAACUCUCUCAAAUAUAUCCCAGGGUCUAUUUGAACUUUCAGUUUGUGAUGCAGGAUUUCUUAUUAUUUUUUUAUUGACAGAAAACUGCCCAUUUUGACAAGUGAACUGAACUUAAUGAGUUAAAUUGGUGGAUUGCCCCUUUACAGUCAGGUGACGGCCCACAUAGCUGAAUGCUGGAGAAAAUCCGCUUGUUUAUCCAUCUCACUUCACCAGAACUAGCAGUGGAAACUUCAUUGAUAUUAGUUCCUUCUUUUAAACAUCAAUUUAAUCCAAUGGGUUUGUCUACAUUUAAAUGAACUAAAUGUAACUCCUCUCACAUUCCCAUUUCUACUCUGAAUCAGUGACUGUUCAUCCCUCUGAGCUCUGUGACUGAUACGUCUCCUGUCCACAUGUCCCUCCCUCUGUCCUCUUUUAAGCACCUGUGAUUGUGAUGUCAUCAUUGUGAGAAAACUGCCUUGUUCCCCUCUGUGAUAUUGUGCUUCUGAAAGAUUAAGAGGAAAAGAUUCUUUUACAUAUAAAAAAAUAAACCCUGUAAAAAUGUUCAAGACAGUUAUUUUAUAUAUCCGUUUCUUUUUCUUUUUGUAAACAAAAUGGUCGGGAUUUCUCUCUCUUUAGCGGUGAUCCUACUGAUUUCUGUAUAUUGACCAAUAAAGACUUGUUUUAGACUCUA
Eleginops maclovinus (Patagonian blennie) is the source of this 5258-nucleotide messenger RNA. RefSeq names its product calsyntenin 2a (gene clstn2a). The record is from RefSeq and is a predicted model, not a curated record. Lineage: Eukaryota; Metazoa; Chordata; Actinopteri; Perciformes; Eleginopidae. Gene Ontology annotation, biological process: positive regulation of synapse assembly; positive regulation of synaptic transmission; homophilic cell-cell adhesion. Bases 120 to 2981 code for a protein of 953 amino acids. The transcript has 18 exons. Gene Ontology annotation, molecular function: calcium ion binding; amyloid-beta binding; kinesin binding. Gene Ontology annotation, cellular component: cell surface; postsynaptic membrane.